Messenger RNA from Amoebophrya sp. A25, 2512 nucleotides. NCBI's taxonomy places the organism in Eukaryota, Dinophyceae, Syndiniales, Amoebophryaceae. The record is from the annotation of a GenBank genome assembly.
GACAAACUCUCGCUAGUGUGGUUCAUGCAUGCUGAUAAAAAAAACACCAACUGCUAUCCUAGACGAGUUAUCUUCUUCAUCCUUUUAAUGUAUAAGACUUAACGGUUGAAGGUAAAACUAGAAGUGCGUGAUCUAUCAUGUCAUCAUGGAGUCUGCCUGUGCGCCGUCGCUCGUCAGGAGCAUCGAAGGACAACAUCUUGCCAGCCGAAGCAAGCAUCACGCCAGGGAAUUCGGAUUUUGCAAAUACUGACGCAGGCAAAUACGCCGGCGAAAUAGUAGCCAGAAUGUCCGAAAAUGGUAAUGGCCUUCAAAACGAUAAAACGAAGCUAGAAGCUGAUGCAGUUGAGGGCGGCCAUGACGAGACGGAUCCGAAGUAUCCUACUGCCGCAAGCAAUCCCUUCGCCAAGCAGCGACUUUUUCCUGCUGGUGAUGCACUCCUCUCAGGCCAAAACGCAGGACAAAAUGGAGAUCAACAGGCAUUCUUGGUCGUGUCCUCCGUAAACGCUGGCAUGGAACAGGGCGACCGAGUUGUCGAGGCAUACCUGCAAGGUUCCCCUGCAAAGCAAGAGCUCGGAACGCAGAUUCGAGGUUCGGCCGAAGUAGCAUUGGACGUCGAAGCAGCGCAUGAGCGUUUCAUGCGUGAGUGUGUUACCGAACAGCGGACAUCGGCAGACAACACAUUCAAGUAAUAAUGUACUCAACCAAAUGCAAAUGCCAAUUCAGAGAACUGUCUGCUUAUACCGCUUUUCCGAUAUGCUGAACGAAUCGAUUCGGACUGCUACAACAUCAAACAAUAGGAGUGUAGUCGUGACCCUGAAGCUGAACCCAUAAGUAAGAUAACAUAAAUAGAAUUUGAAUUCAAACUUCUACUUUUCGUAAACAACAUGAACAACAUCAAAUAAAUCCUCUUACUUCUACUUCCCUAGGUCUUGGAUGACGAGUUUUCGCGAGAGUCCGCAGGUUGCCCAAGCCCUAGCCCAAAGCUAUGCUGCAGUGGUAGUCGCACGAGAGGGGCGCAUUGUGAAGAUGCACGAGCAGUUCUGCAAGCUUCUUUCGAAGAAGAUUCAUACAGACGGAUUUUAUCAGGCCAUUCGUGAGAAGUGUCGUGCAGAUGUUCUGAAAGUGUAUCUGAAAGAAAAAUGGGAGUCGCAACGCUUGUUUGUGCAGGUAUUUAUAAGCUGAGUACCAUUUUUAGCUUAUCCACUUCUAUGUUCAUCUAGUAGUUCUACUUCAGCAUCUCGGGAAUCUUGGCGAAAUAAUCAUGUAAAAUAUUCGGAGUACUAUCCCUAAAAGUCAUUAUUAAACCUGAUUCGACGACGCAUUUAUUUUUAACAGGAAAAGUGGUCCGCACACCGGGAGCAAGUCCGCGUGUGGGGCGAUGUCUGUAUGAAGCAACAGGACGAGAUUACGAAGCGCAUCGAGUCGGGUGAGAUAACAAAGAGGCUAAACUUGCGGGACCGUAAGUACUACGAGCUGGCGAUCAUGGCAACUAUUGCGUUCGUAGUUUCGUCUCGGACCGUUACCUUUUCCGGACGAGUGAUGACCGCCACGUUGACUCGCUCGCUCGCGGUCGCGCGGCGCUUUGGGCGAAGAGCGUUCUUCUUGUUCUGCGCCUUGUUCGUUUUCAUGUACCACUACCGGGCUCAAUGCCGAGAUAAGUUGUCGAGUAUGGGCCAAGAUGUGCUGCGCCGCAGCGUGGAGCGCGCCGUCUCCUUGAUAUCCGCAGCACCAGGCGGAGAACUCGUUAAUUACCUCACUCCGGGAGCUUGGCGAAAGUCGUCGAACAUGUCGACAGAGGAGAACAGUGAACACAACGACGUUCCUGCCACACCAAUGAAGAAUAUCAAAUCGUCUGCCGCAUAGACGAUAACGAAGGAAGCAAAACGACUUGGAUUUUGACAAAUUCAAUUCCUGCGUGGAUAAAAACAAGUAGGUCUAUCUAAAAGCUUCGAAUUUUCUUUGGCUCGCAAUACUAGCCCUCUUUGUGUAUAAAAAAUGAAUCAUGAAGGUGUAUCGUAACUACGGAACUUGAAAAAUAGAAACAAGUCUGUGUCUAGAAAACAAAGAGAAUACAACAGAUUUGGAUUUCGAUGAUUAUUGCCUAUACCUUUUUUGGAGCUUCGCUGCAUCUUCAAGUAUCUGCCAGCAGUGUUGAUCACUGCUUGACAUAACUGAGACAGCUGAAAUUGCACAGUAUGUAUUGGAAUGAAUAGAAUUAGUUUGGCUUCGGGAAGUAGAAGAUGAAAACCAUAGUCUAUCCACUUGGUCUAUUUUGAAUGUAAAAUUGGAUAUGUCACGAUCAUCAUGACCACAAACACAACAGAGCACAGGAAAAGACUUCAAAACUAGCCGCGACAGGCAACACCUUUCCAUCGUCAGGUUUUCUAAAAGAAGGCCUAGGUCAUAGUUCAAUGCAUGUGAAAUACGUUUUUCGUCAGCACGCCACGAAACUUUGCAAUUUGGGAACAAAAGUACGAACAAGGAACUCGAACCUAUCACGCAUGAAGAGCGA